AUGGACGUAAGUAACUUAGCUGCUCAAGUAGUUGAACCUAUUGACGGUAAAGGUAAAGGUAGGGUUAGACCUGGUCUGUAUAAUACCUUUGAUGAAGAAUGCAAGGCUAGAACAGGAAUCGUAGUGAUUAACAAUAAAGAUAAUUUGUGUCUUCCUCGUGCCUUGGUGGUAGCUGUAGCUAAUGUAACUAAAGACCCAGAAUACAAAGCUGUGAGACAAGAUAGGGCAAAAAGACAGACUGUUAGGGCUCAAGAACUUGUUCGUCGAGCAAGAGUUGAGAUGCCCGAGGGUGGUGCAGGCAUUGCCGAACUUGAAAAUUUUCAGGACUUGCUUAAAGAGUACAAAAUCACUGUGUACAACUACAACACUAAAGGCCGCGAUGUAUACUUUGAGGGAAAUGUAGAGAACCCCAAGUUCAAAAUUAACUUGUUGUUUCAUAACCGGCACUACAAUUUUUGUUAUCAGUGUAUCGAGGCGAAAUAUUGUAUUGCGUGUAAAAAUCGUACACGGGUGUUUGACUCUGACCCUAUUAAACAGUUUAUGGACUAUGUAAUGUCAGUGAGGAAACAGUUUAAAAAUGUCUGUGUAAUCGCACACAAUGGGCAGGGUUUUGACUUUCAAUUUCUGCUAAAGUACUUGUUGGAAGAAACUAAAUUCACACCGGAACUUGUAAUGCGGGGAACUAAGAUUAUCUUGAUGGAAAUUGACAAUGUGAGGUUUGUGGACUCGUUAAGUUACUUCCCCAUGGCUCUAUCCGCUCUGCCUAAAGCCUUCGACUUACCUCCAGAGAAAAAGAAAGGCUACUUUCCCCAUCUCUUCAACACUCUUGCAAACCAAAACUACGUGGGUCCUAUGCCACCCAAAGAGUACUACUGUCCCGAAUCUAUGUUUGAAAAAUCCCACAAUGACUUUGACAAAUGGUAUAGUGAGCAGGUUGCAAACAUGUAUGAGUUCAACUUCAAAAACGAGAUCCUAGCUUACUGUAUGUCAGAUGUCGAUAUCUUGGCCCAAGCCUGUCUAAAGUUCCGCGCAAUAUUUCUGCAAGAGUGUAAAGUUGACCCGUUUCUCGAGGCUGUUACCAUCGCUAGUGCCUGCAAUCUAGCCUUCCGCCGUAACUUCCUGAAACCUAACACUAUCGGUAUCAUCCCUAAGAACGGUUAUAGAUUAUCAGACAACCAAUCGGCCAUAGCACUCCAAUGGCUUUCUUGGGUCGAGGAAACAAACGGUAUUAGGAUUGACCACGCAGGUCGAGGCAAAGAAGUCAAGGUUAAUGGGCUGAAAGUAGACGGUUUUGAUGGUAGAAACAUCUAUGAAUUUCAAGGGUGUUACUGGCACGGCUGUCCCAAAUGUUUUCCUUACGACCGUCAUGCCCCUUUGAAGGAGGAUCCCUCCGAUAGCUUACAUCUUCGCUACGAGCGAACUAAAGCCAAAAACGCAAAGUUUACUGAACACGCAUUGGUAGAGAUGUGGGAAUGCGAUUUCCGAAAGCUUAAAAAGAAUCAAAAACUUAAUCAUCUGGACAGUCUGCCCAUCUUGAACAAUCUUCCCCUUGAACCUCGUAAUGCAUUCUUUGGAGGUAGGACAGGAAACGCUAAAACCUACCACAAAUGUGUUGAGGGGGAAACUAUCCAAUACGUCGACGUUUGCUCCCUGUAUCCGUACGUUUGUAAAUAUGGGAAGUACCCUGUAGGUCAUCCAACUAUCUAUGUAGGAGAUAGGGAGUGUCGUGAGAGAGGUAUGGAAGUAGAGGGGUUGUUAAAAUGUAAAGUCCUACCACCUCGCGAUCUCUAUCACCUUGUACUCCCAACAAAAAUGAACGACAAAUUGAUGUUUGUGUUGUGUAGAAUGUGUGGGGAGAUGAUGUACCAGGGAGAGUGUAAUCACGACAGUGAUAAUAGGGCACUUGUUGGGACUUGGACAAUGGAUGAGAUCAGGAAGGCUGUAGAAAAGGGUUAUGUUGUGCUUGACAUGUACGAGUUGUGGGAAUAUGAGAUGGCCACAUAUGAGAAAGGAGGACUAUUCCCCGACUUGAUAAAUAAAUUUUUAAAAAUGAAACAGGAAGCAUCUGGGUUCCCUAGUUGGUGUGAAACUGAUGAGGACAAAAACAAGUACAUUAACGAUUAUUUAAAAAAAGAGGGUGUCCAACUAGAAAAAGACAAAAUUAUCAAAAAUGGUGGCUUGAGGUCAUUGGCUAAGCUAAUGCUCAACAGUUUCUGGGGAAAAUUUGGCCAACGAGAAAACCAGACUAAAGCUUCAAUCGAAUAUAUUGAGGAAGUAGGAGAACCUCUAAGCAACGUAAACGUUUGUAUCGCGGCCUACACCACAUCACAGGCGAGACUCAAACUCUACGAACAUCUUGAGGCCCUAGGAGUUCAAGUAUUAUAUUAUGACACAGACAGCGUCAUUUUCUAUCACCGCCAAGGCCUGUACAGAGUUCCUACGGGAGAUUACCUCGGUGAAAUGACUGACGAAUUGACAGAUUACGGACCCGGCUCUUACAUCACUGAACUUGUCUCUGGGGGGCCUAAAACUUACGCGUACCUUGUCUGGUCAACCAAUCAACAGAAAUUGAUCCCUGUAUGUAAAAUCAAGGGCCUCACCCUCAACUUUAAAACAUCAAAAGUAGUAAACUUUGAAAAACUGAGAGAAAUGGUCCUAAGUGAAGUAAAACAGUCAAUUGAAAUUGAAGAGAACAGAAUCAGAAGAACUAGAGAUAGAGACAUCGUUACCAUCACUGAGAGCAAAGUGUUUAAAAUCACGGGGCCUAAGAGAAAGUUUGAAGGAGAGUACGACACUCUACCUUUUGGAUACGUUUCAUGGAAAGAUAACUUUGGCUUCCUGGUUAUUGAUAAAACAUCGGACCUUAAUAAUGGAAGAUAUAGGGUAGGACUCGACAGUUUUGUAACAGAGCUAUAA
This is a messenger RNA of Macrosteles quadrilineatus (aster leafhopper), 2916 nucleotides long. RefSeq lists its product as uncharacterized. The record is from RefSeq and is a predicted model, not a curated record. Gene Ontology annotation, biological process: DNA replication. The coding region runs from base 1 to 2916 and encodes 971 amino acids. NCBI's taxonomy places the organism in Eukaryota, Metazoa, Arthropoda, Insecta, Hemiptera, Cicadellidae. Gene Ontology annotation, molecular function: DNA-directed DNA polymerase activity; DNA binding; nucleotide binding. The transcript is spliced from 5 exons.